AUGCCCAACAAACCGAAAAGGACUUUUUCGCUUGGGCACUAUGUGAAAUCCAGGCAGCCACUGGGGAGCUUAGAGAGACGUGAGUCUCGUCUCAGUGAUGGGCCCACUCAGACAACACAAAUUUUGAAAAAGUUUGGCACUGAGGAGUUGAAGGAAGUACGCUCCCACACAGACUUGGCUCGAACCGCCAACGGGGUUCGUAUGCUCACGAAGAACAUAGCAAAAGCGACUAUUCAACUCCAUGUGAGGGCUAUCAUGAUUGUAACGAAAGCAAGAGACAACUCUCUUAUCUACUUGACAAGAGAGGUAGUUGAAUGGCUUCUCGCGAGACACGACGAUAUAACGGUGUAUGUGGAUGCUAACCUUAAGAAGCUGGCGAGGUUUGCAUCCGAGCUGAUUCUUAAGACAUAUCCUAAAGCACAGCACUUGUUGAAAUACUGGACUAAAGAUCUUGUAAAGAGGAAACCCGAGAGUUUCGAUCUUGUUAUAACUAUGGGUGGUGACGGCACGGUGUUGUACGUGCUGAACUUAUUCCAGCGUAUUGUGCCUCCAGUUAUGUCAUUUGCUUUGGGGUCUUUGGGUUUCUUGACCAACUUUAAGUUCGACCAGUAUCAGCAGAGAUUAACUUAUGUCCUUGAUACUGGCGUGCGUGCGUACAUGAGAAUGAGAUUCACUUGCCGAAUCCAUCGAAGUGACGGCUCACUCGUUUGCGAGCAACAGGUUCUCAACGAGCUAGUCGUCGAUAGAGGUCCUUCACCAUACGUGACGAACUUGGAAUUGUAUGGUGAUGGCUCCCUUCUUACAGUAGCGCAGGCUGAUGGGUUGAUUAUAGCAACCCCCACGGGGUCUACGGCAUACUCCCUCUCCGCUGGUGGCUCACUUGUUCACCCUGGUGUAAGUGCUAUUCUGGUGACUCCGAUAUGCCCACAUACACUUUCCUUCAGACCCAUUCUUUUGCCUGAUGGCAUGUUUCUUAAAUUGAAGGUUCCUUCAGAGAGCAGAGCAUCUGCGUGGGCUUCCUUCGACGGAAAGGUCAGAACGGAGCUCAACAAAGGUGACUAUGUUACUGUGCAAGCCAGCGCCUUUCCAUUUCCUACAGUGAGACUGUCAAAGACUGAAUAUUUCGAUUCAGUGAGCCGAAACUUGAAUUGGAACGUUCGUGAACCUCAAAGACCAUUCUCGCAGUUCCUCACCGGUAAGAAUAAGUCAGAGUUUGAGCAACAUCAACGUAGAGGUCAGGAAAAUGUGGAACACCGUCUUUCAGGCUUGAAAGUCAAUGAUUCUGAUGAAUUUGAUAUUGACUGGUCUGAUGAUGAGAAACAGAAGGACGAGAUGGAGGAGGAGCAACAACAACAAGAAUUGGCAAUCGACUUCAGGAAAGAAGCACGCCACAAUGAGGCUGUUAUUGGACAGCUUGAUGAAGAAAUGCUCGACUACAAUAUCGUGGAGCCCUUCGUUCCUCUGCCAGGGAACGAGAUCAGAACCCCCACAGGCCACACGUACGGAAUGGAUGACCGGGAAUGCUACGCUCAUCCCAACGCUACAAUUCUGCUUUAUGGAGAGAGCUCGGGGAACUCUGACGAUACAGACCAGUCUGAGCCCAACGAAAGGAACAAACAGUGGGGGUCAUGA
Molecule: messenger RNA, 1632 nt
Organism: Candidozyma auris
Lineage: Eukaryota; Fungi; Ascomycota; Pichiomycetes; Serinales; Metschnikowiaceae
Product: NADH/NAD(+) kinase
Exons: 1
Coding region: 1-1632 (543 amino acids)
Biological process (GO): NADP+ biosynthetic process; NAD+ metabolic process
Molecular function (GO): NAD+ kinase activity
Source: RefSeq, a predicted model, not a curated record